This is a messenger RNA of Xenopus laevis (African clawed frog), 2922 nucleotides long. RefSeq names its product golgi phosphoprotein 3-like L homeolog (gene golph3l.L). The record is from RefSeq and is a predicted model, not a curated record. Gene Ontology annotation, molecular function: phosphatidylinositol-4-phosphate binding. The transcript has 3 exons. NCBI's taxonomy places the organism in Eukaryota, Metazoa, Chordata, Amphibia, Anura, Pipidae. Gene Ontology annotation, cellular component: Golgi apparatus; cytosol; trans-Golgi network. The coding region runs from base 540 to 2279 and encodes 579 amino acids. Gene Ontology annotation, biological process: retrograde vesicle-mediated transport, Golgi to endoplasmic reticulum; Golgi to plasma membrane protein transport; Golgi vesicle budding.
CUAUGUAACUAUCUUUUCUACAAAAAAUGUGCCUUCCUAUAUUUUUUUUUGCAUAUUUUUUAAAAAAAAAAAUUAUUUCUACGUAAUUACUAGAUCAUGUAUUUAUCCUCCAAAAACCAGCUUCUACUGUGCUAUUCAUUUCCGCCAUGACUUCAGGGCGACUUCGGAAGCAUAGAAUCCCCUCAUAAAAGAUGGUUGAUUCCCGAAACGCCGGUCUAUCUAUCAUCACAUCUCGAUGGUUGGGAGGAUCUGCAAGUCCAACGGUGUAGCGUUCGCCAAUUCCCAUUGGUCAAGAACGGCCGUCAAGACAAAAUCUCACCUCGGACCAAGCUUGCUUGACGUGCGCGGAGAGGGGGCGGGGAGAAUCGCGCUGGAGUGACCUGUGUGACAUGAAGAAGUCGAUUUGAUUGGUAACACGUCCUGCCUGUCAGAAGAACACAGCGAACGAGGUUAGAUUGCGCUGAUCAAAGCUGAUGUGUCCGACUUCAGGAAGUGAAGUUUCUCAGCUGCUCGAGUGAGAGGAAAACAGGUGAGAAAGGAUGACCACUUUAAUUCGACGUGGUCGACGCGCAGAAGAGGGUCAGGAACGCAGGGCGGAUUCAGAAGAUUCCAUCAAAGAUGAGGAAGACUCGGCCGAUUCUAAGGAAAUUCGCCUGACGCUUAUGGAGGAAGUGUUGCUUCUAGGACUCAAAGACAAGGAGGAACUGUUUGACUUGAUUGGAAAAUUUGGUGACUUAUCCCACUACAAAUUGAACAUUGCUAAAACUCAAGCUUUACCGAUAUGUAUGCCUAUUGUUGUGGUGGACUUGUUGAGACGCAAAUAUAGCCUUGAUUGGCAGGACACGGCCAUUACUUACCUGGGGACAAAAAUUACAGCGGAUCCCACUCAACUGUACCAGCAGAACUUUGCCCCAUUGCUCACAGAUACUCAAACCACCCUCCAAACGUGGAAGACCACGUAUGUGUCGUGGCUUGGCAGAAUUAAUGCAGUGAAGAUGCUUAUUCUACCGCGCAUUCUGUAUAAGUUUAGGGCACUGCCAAUACCCCUUUGCACUCCCUUUUUCCACCAACUCCAGCGGAUCUUAAACUUGUUCAUCUGGAAUUAUAAAAGGCCGCGGCUUUCACAAAAAGUGAUGCAAGCAUCAAAACGGAAAGCUGGCCUGGCCUGCCCUAAUGUCCUCACGUACUACAGAGCCAUUAUUUUAGAUCAACUGGCCGAUUGGCACUUACCCUCAGGGACGAAACAAUGGGUUGACAUGGAGAAUUGGAUAUAUAAACAGGAAUUUGGACAUACUGGGCUAUCCCACAUUUGGACUAUGGGAAGACAUCACCGCUCAGCAAUGGAACAUUUGCCGUUGUCGAUCACAGCAACUCUUCUCGCUUGGUAUGUUGCUAGACCCAAUCGUAACUUAACUAUCCCACUGUGCAGCCUUGUGCCACUUCACAUCUUGGCGGAGUCGGUUCAAGACUUAAAUCUCGGACAUUGGCUAGACAUGGGCAUCACGAAAGUGGGUGACCUUUACGACUGUGAUGGUUUCCUAACAUUCUCUAAGCUCCAAAAGGCUUAUGGUCUCUUAGAUGUACAAUUGUACACAUACCUACGUAUACGACACUAUUUCCAGGCGCAUCAAUGGUUGGGGAAGCACCGGCCCACCCGGUUUGAGUCUAAAUGUUGGACGCCUAUAUAUAAAAAUAAAGGCACCUCUAUUAUAUACGAUUUAUUGCUACAGCAUCGUGUGGAUGAGGCCCCUGCCGCUCUUGUACAGUGGCAAUCGGAUUUACAAAUACCGUUAUCGGUGGACACUUGGAAUCGGCUUUUUCGGCAAACCUCUAAGUUUUCGAAAGCACUUAACCACCAUGAACUAACAUUUAAGAUUAUGUAUAGAUGGUAUAUGACCCCGGAUAAGAUACAGAGAGCUUUUCCUAAUUCAUCCAACUUAUGCUGGAGAUGCCAUAGUGCUGUGGGGACAAUGUUACAUGUUUGGUGGGCCUGCCCACUGGCGCAAAACUACUGGUCCGCCAUCCGGGACUAUAUCCGUCAGCAUACGGGCAUACUCACCCCGUUUCAACCUGCUCUGUUCUUAUUGGGCCUGGGAAUUCCCAAGGUGGACCGAAGGGCCAAGAAAUGGCUUAUCCAAGCACUCCUAGCUAGCAGGAGCCUUUUAGCACGAUAUUGGAAACAAUCUGCCCUGCCUUCCAUCCACGAAAUAUCUAAGGAGGUUGAACGCAUCCAAUUAUACGAGCGAGUAUUCUGUUUUUGCCAACAAAAGUCGUUCUGAAAUGGAUCCAAGGAGAUCUGAAACUAUCCCCUAUGGGUUUUGCUCUACGCUGUGAUAAUAUUGUGGCCAUGAGACUCUGUAGGAAUAUCUUUAUGAUGUAUAUGAGGUUCCCAACUGCAUUUUUCUUGUAUGACUUACUGUGCUUCUGUGUGGCGGCCAGAUCUCCUUCCCUCCCUCCCCCCCCCUUUCUUCUCCUUCUCCUUCUCUCUGAAAAAUUGGUUGUAUGACUGAUCAAAAAUUGUUAAUAAAAAAAAAAAAAAAAAAAAAAUGCUGGCUUUUAGAAUAGAUAAUCUUAAAAGGCUGGUUAACUUUCAGUAUGUUAGUCGCUAAUUUUAAGCAACUUUGCAAUUGCCCUUAGUUUUUACUUUUUAUAGUUUCUGAAUGAUAUACCUUUUUCUUCUUCUUUUUUUUUUUUUUUAUAAUCUCUUUUAUUUUUCAAAAUUAGAUACAUUGACAGAGAAUAAUGUAAAUAUCAUUUUCAGUACAGAACAUUUCAACUGGUUCACAUCAGUACAGCUUCAUUCAGUAUAACAUACAUCAAAAGCAUUGUUUUACUCAAGGUUGUAGAAAUACAUUCCAUGGGGCCCAAAUUUGUGUAUGUUUCUCUACCCUGUCUUCUAAUAAAGCCGUUAAAUACAACAGA